UGAAACCAAAUGUUAAAGACAAAUUUAACUAAUAAUUGAGAAUAUUUAAAGUUGAAAAUAAUAUUAUUACCUAACAUUAAUUUGAACCCAAUAAAAAUAAUUACUUGUAUUAAUAUUAUAAAUAUUAUAAUGUUGGCAAUUUCUCUAAAUUAUUAUUAAUAUUGUCGAAAGAAAAAUAUUUUUAAAUGUUAAAAACAAUAUACGGAGUUUAUGAAAGUUCUUUAAUUUGUUUUGAGAAGGAGAGUAAAAUCAUUUUUCAAACAGUAAUCUGGCCAAUAGUUAUCAUUGGAAUUAUUGCAAAUUUAGGCGUUUUAUGGAGAAUUUCAAUAUCCUCAAAUGGAAGGAAAUUAUUUUUAAAACCAUUUUAUCGUUCGGCAUUAUUAUCGUACGCUUUUUCGGAUAUUUUGUUACUGUCCUGCUCUUCUGCAAAUACUCUGAGUUUUCUACAAACCGGUAAACGUCUUUGGAUACUUCCCGAUUGGUCAUGUUCAUUAAUACCAUUUAUUCAAACUGUUGCUGUUCUCGUUGGAUCAUUGACUCUCGCCGGCAUUGCCAUUGAUCGAUAUGCAGCAAUGAAACCUAAACAUAUUAUAACAAUGAGAGGACAAAAAUGGACAUCUGCAAUUCUUUUUGUAAUUUCAAUUUGGCUAAUUGCGAUUGGAGCUUCUUAUCCGAUUCUACAAAUUUAUGAAAUCGUGUCAGUGAUUGUUGUUAAUGACGAAACUUAUUACGAAGGGAAAUUGUGCGUGACGUUUAAUAUCAAUAAGGCAGCGACUGCAUACACUUGGCUCUUCGUUACAAUAUUUCUUCCCCUGGCUACAGUUUUUGUAAUUGUGCACGUACUACUCGCUCUAAAUAUUUCUCACCGAAAAGGACUCAUGGGAAAAUCUCAAGAAACUCGGUCAAAUACCCUUUCAAUAGUAUCGAACAGUGGAAAUUCAUCGUCGAGACAAAUUUACACCAAAAAUUCUUCUUCACCACCAAUUCAUAUGCAAAGGAAAAAGAGAACCCUCAACAUUAUUCUGAUCCUGAUAAUAGUAUUUGCAAUUUGCCGACUACCACUUUGGAUUUUUUUACUUGCUAAAUUACACGUGAGAUUGGAGGGAAAUUUUUGGUGGUAUUUACAAACAUUUUUUUCUACCUUGUCAUUUUUAAAUGCAACAAUUGAUCCAUUUCUCUAUGCAUUUUUAAAUGAAACUUUGUCAAUUGUUUCGUCAAUUUGUUCGUGGCGAAAGAAGAAAGGUAAUUUUGAGGUAACGUCUAUUAAUAAUGUAAAGGAGAAUUUAAACGAAGAAUUAACCGAGAGAGAAGCUGUGAAGAUUCCCCGUGGACCUUAUUUAAAUCAGGAUUAAGAAUUAUUGAUUCUUUGUUGUACAUCGAGAAUUAUAACCGAACAAAUUUUUUUCAUGUCUUUUAAUAUCAAAUGAUAAAUUUAGAACAAUUUAUGAUUUUUGCAUUUUUGA
This is a messenger RNA of Leptopilina heterotoma, 1463 nucleotides long. Its product is annotated as QRFP-like peptide receptor. Bases 186 to 1352 code for a protein of 388 amino acids. The transcript has 4 exons. Gene Ontology annotation, cellular component: membrane. Gene Ontology annotation, biological process: neuropeptide signaling pathway. The record is from RefSeq and is a predicted model, not a curated record. NCBI's taxonomy places the organism in Eukaryota, Metazoa, Arthropoda, Insecta, Hymenoptera, Figitidae. Gene Ontology annotation, molecular function: neuropeptide receptor activity.